Messenger RNA from Cooperia oncophora, 480 nucleotides. The record is from the annotation of a GenBank genome assembly. Lineage: Eukaryota; Metazoa; Nematoda; Chromadorea; Rhabditida; Trichostrongylidae.
AUGACGGUGAACUCGAAGGACGGAUUUGUAGAAGAGAAGCGGAGAUACAUGAGAAAUAGAAAAGUUUCGUCUCAAGUACCGCAGUCCAUGCGGGACUUGAGACGAACACUUCCACCUAAAAUUACUCCGAAUAGCGAGGCAACUCUAAAUUUUUUUGAGGCGCACUGUGCGGAAAUCCAUCCAGAGCGGCGUAAACAACGACGAAUUCGAACAACGUUCACGUCCGGUCAGUUGAAGGAAUUAGAAAGGAGUUUUCUGGAGAGUCACUACCCCGAUAUCUAUACCCGGGAAGAUAUAGCUAUGAGGAUUGAUCUCACUGAAGCCAGGGUUCAGGUCUGGUUCCAAAAUAGACGUGCCAAGUACAGAAAACAGGAGAAGCAGCGGCGAGCGAAAGAAGAAGGUGAGGACACCGAGAAAAAGUCUGAAGUCGACGAAAAAGUUGUCACCAACGAUGCUCUGUCCGAUCUUGUCGACCAUUAG